CACAUAUUCAUAGACGUACUACCUAGCCACUCAUGCUGCUCGCAUCAUCCCACCAAAAAGAGCUCGAGGCUAUUGUCGGGCCCCGUCAGAAUGGCGUUAUCCAGUCCCAUUCCGGUCUUCCAUUGCGCUACUGCACUCCAAGACGGUCUGGUUGAUUGACUUUCCCCGAUCUGAUUCGACAUGACCUCGAGUGAUAUUAUCGUUACAUUGGACUCUGCACAAGAAGCUUCGUAGCUGCUCUGGCGAUCUGCAGGGUUUCCGACCGAGUCGUCCUCCUUCACUUAUCGACUACCGAAACUUCUCCACUUCUUCCGACUCUCUCGAAUCACCGCAACAAUCGUCAACCGCCCAACCCCCCUUCUCCCCCUCCUCCUCCGAAGCUAAACCCCGUCCGACACCGACUACUUGAUCUCUGACCAGCCACGUUUUCCACCCCCCCCCGUGGCUCGUUCGGUACCUCAUAUCCAGUGGCCGGCCUUCGUGUCCACCGGCUGGGAAAAGGGCUGGAGAUGGAUUGCGGCCCCAGCCGCCCUUUGCCUGCUCCCUCACGAUGACGAGCAGCUCGGGCAACAAGGACUUUCGCGACCAACUCGGCAAGUUUCGCCUCGAAUCCCCGAACGUCUCGUCUCCGGCCUGGUCGUCUCCGACCACGACACUUCCCAAACCAUCGCCGCGCUCGUACCAGCCCAGCUCGCCAUCCGCCUCCGCGUGGCCGCAACCCCCGCCAGCGCCCGACUCGGUGCCUACCCCGGACCCCACGUCCUCCACCCCGAGCGCACGCAGCAAACGAGUCUCGACGGCUUGCGACUUCUGUCGCAAGCGCAAGAAGAAAUGCGACUUUCGGUACCCGAAUUGUUCGGCCUGCACGCGCGCUGGGGUGCGCUGCACCAUCCCUCCCCCGGGCCCCCAGGUAGCCAGUGCCUCGGUGCCCCGAGAUCAGCUGGAAACGUUACAAAAACGAGUGCGAUGGUUGGAAGACGUCGUGCGGCGCAAAAUGGGCAUCUCCGUGGCUGAUCUGGCCACGGGUACUCCCGUGGACGGCGAGGGCGAUCCGGACUGGUGGUAUCAAGUGCCCGCGAUGAUUGCGACCGGCGGCAGUCACGCGUCCGUGGGCUCGAUGCUGAGUCCGGUGGGUAAUGGCAGCUCGGCGGCGACGCCGGGACUCGCUGCCAUCUCCGACUCGCCCACGGGGGUGGGUGUCGAGCUGCCCAAUGUGGGCGAGAUCCUUCGCGACCAGUUGGAGAAUCGCCGUCCGUCCGUUGCACGGCCGGCCGUCGCCCCACGAGUGCUGCGUCUCUCCUCGCUCGAAGAAGCGGAGCGCGUCGCGGGCCAGUACUUUGAUAGCAUAGGAUACCAGUAUCCAUUUCUUUCUCGGCCCGAGUUCUUCGGCCACCUGCGCCAUAUCUACACGGGCGGCGUGCCCACCCCGGAGGUCCACAAUACGUAUCAUAUCAUCAUCGCUAUUUCACUGCUGAUCGGGUCGGCCGAGCCUGCACAGGCUGCCGAGUUCUACCGUGCGAGCCAGGAGACUCUCUCCCUCGCGCUUCAGAAUGAGGAUCUCCCUUCCAUCCGGGCCUUGCUCGGGUUGGCCCUGUAUACCAUGUUUGCAACUGCCGGUCCCAGCAUCUGGCACGUCUUGGGGGCUACCUUACGCCUCGCGAUCAGCAUGGCUUUACACAAGGCCCGGUCAUAUCCAACCCUGAUGGAAGAAGAGAUGGCUAAGCGUGCCUUUUGGAGUCUCUACAACCUGGAUCGUCUCAUUGCCAGUACCCUUGGGCGGCCUCUGGGAAUUCCGGACGACGAUAUCAGCGUGGGCCUUCCACGGGAGCUGAACGACGAUGGGCUGGAAGCACCCGGUGCCAGCACCAUGACGAUUCCUUUACAGGUGAUUCGUUUACGACGGAUCUUUUCUCGUAUUUAUCAAUACCUGUACAGCAAUCUCCCCCAACCAUCCCCGCAAGAGGUUGCCGCCACGCUGGGUCAAUUCCGUCGCGAGGUGGAUGACUGGCGCAUGGCGGCUCCUGUUUAUCCAUCAGCGCUCCUCUACUCGACCUCCUAUUAUGAUUAUCUGUAUUAUACUACAUUACUGUUGAUGUAUCGCCCGAGCCCACGAAACCCGACUCCGGAUGCAACCAGCAUCGUCAGUUGUGGAGAUUCCAGCAUCCAAGUGAUUCGAUCCUACUGGGAUAGUUACUCUGUGGGCAAAUUGAAAUGGAUCUGGUUGACUCUGAGCCAGGUCUAUUUCGCAGGCAUCACGAUUCUGUGGUGUCUGGAACAGAAUGCCCGGUGCUUGCGCGACUCUCGCCCGGCUCCGUGGCAUCCUGACGAGCAGAUGAUGCGUCGGGGCAUUCAGGCCGUCGUGGUGCUGCUCGAGCAAUUUGGCAAGCGUCGUCCGGGAGUGGAUCGACUGGCAGAGACGUUCCGCCACCAGAGCACCACCAUAUUCAGUCAAAUGGCCUUUCGACAGCAACAACUGGAACACCAGCAGCAACAGCACCAACACCACAACCAACACCAACACCAUGUACAACCUCUGAUGCCACCUCAACCUUCCGUCACUCUGGCCCCUCCGCCUCCACCUCCAGUCCCACUGGCCCCCGUUUUGGAUGACGUUCUGCUGGUUGACGGUAGCGGAGUCAUACCGAUUAUCGACCCGCAAAUGGCAGAGCAACUUUACUAUUCAUAUAACUGGUUCCAGGAGGAGAUGGCCAGUUACUAUACCCUUUGAGCGCGUUUUUAAUUUCAUUAUCACAUAGACGGCUGAGAUAUGCGUGAUUUUGGCACUAGAUAUGGGGUGAUGGACGUGGAUGUAUCACCGUCCAGGGAACGCCUUUUGUUAUGAACAAUUUACACACCUUUUUCUCUGUCUUGACUAGUUAUCUCAGUCAUAUACCCCUUCAAUUGAAUGAAGUAUUGAUGAAAUGAA
Penicillium brasilianum is the source of this 2926-nucleotide messenger RNA. The record is from the annotation of a GenBank genome assembly. Lineage: Eukaryota; Fungi; Ascomycota; Eurotiomycetes; Eurotiales; Aspergillaceae.